Messenger RNA from Osmia lignaria (orchard mason bee), 3116 nucleotides. RefSeq names its product CDK5 and ABL1 enzyme substrate 2. Gene Ontology annotation, biological process: regulation of cell cycle. The record is from RefSeq and is a predicted model, not a curated record. Lineage: Eukaryota; Metazoa; Arthropoda; Insecta; Hymenoptera; Megachilidae.
UAUGUACUACUUACUACCUAAGUAAGUAAGUAGUUUGCGAUUGAUCUAUUCUACACUUUGUCUGAUCUAUGUAAGUAUAUACUUACAUCCUAACAUCGCAUAUACCAUCAGAUGGUAAAAAUUAAAGAAUGAUAAGAUAGGUGCAAAAUAUAAAAAGUAUGACAAAAAUUAGAAAAUUUAUUGGAGUAAUAACUUCAUACAAAGAAAAUACAGUAAAAUUUAAACAAAAGCAGUGUUUCUAGAAACUGCUAUGCACUUCUACAAUGUUAAUACACGUAAGGGUACGCGCAGUCGCAGAUGAAGAUAGAAGAUAUUAGUUGCUAAAAGAAGGAUGGGUCAUAGUGUUGCGUAGUAGGAAUGUAGUAGGAAGGAAGGUUGUUUCAUUGGUAGUAGGAUUUGUUUUUUAAUCUUAUGAAAGGAAACAGUACGAUGACGAGUGACACCGGUACACGUUAUUACGUGCGCUGUGCGGGAACAUUGCUGGGAAAUGUCAGGACUAAGUAUACGAUUGGUGACAAUGAAUUGUGAUCCUAGUAGUCGUCCUCGUUUGAGAACAGAAUUGCCAGGUGUUCGUUUCUUUCCUGGUCGUUUACAUUGGUACUCAACAUCAUUUUGUCAACACGGUCAACCGUGGAAUGGCAGCAGCCUUAAAAAAGAAUCAUUCACGUAGAAGGUUGGCCGCCCUAACGUUUCUUUCGAACAUCUCUCUCGAUGGCAGCCACCGCGAUACCAAGUUAGCCGUUCUUUCGCGGAAUGGUGUUGCUCAUACUCGUACCCUCAGCGACAGUCAAGCUCAUCAAGUUGAUGUCCGUCAAACUGACUUAAAUGUUUCAUCUGAAGAAGUCCUUGAUGACAGCACAGAAGAGCAGUUAAUACAUUCAUCAGUGAAGCAGACAAGUUCUCCACAGCUAGUGUCAAAGAGUGGUGAACAUAAUUCAUUUAGUUCAAAUUCUGAUGGGAUAUUAACUCCUGCGAAAGCAGCAGUAGCUGUUUUUCUUGAACAAGAAAGAAAUUAUCCACAGAUUUCUACUGGAUUCCAUAGCUCAUUCAGAGAACGUACUGGCACAACAGGCAGCGAAUAUUCGUUACCUGAGAGGAGAGUAGGUUCUUUGCAAUAUAAAAAGCGCAUAACUCAUCAAACAUCCACACUUUCUGAGGAUAUAAAACAUCAGUAUAAUAGUUCCAAUGAGAGUAUUGGUUCUUUACGUUCUAAAUCACAAUCUACAAAGUCAAAAACAAAAGCAUCAAGUAAUACACAAUCUGGUGGUACAAACAGCUGCAUUAUACCAGAAGUCACAAGGGAAUUGCGUUUAAUGCAACGCCCUGUGAAUGGUUACAAAUUCGGAGAUGAUAGACUAGUUUUGGUUUCUAAUAAACAUGUGCCAUUUUUAGUGUUUUCUGCUCUUCCAUACAAUAAAGGACAAAGAUCUAGUUGGUCUGAAUUACGUAAAGAUACGAGUAGAAGAAAAAACAUUUCGGCACAGCGGCCACUGUCCGCAAUUAAUGAUAACAUUGAUCCCUUUGGUUUAUUGGGUAUAGAACGAGCUAAAGACGGCCAGGAAAUAUCUUAUGGACAAUUGCUUGUUCCAUCUAGGCAAUUUCAAAAAGAUAAAAAAUCACAUUUUAGCGAAAACGAGGCAAUAGAACUUGUAUCUAACAAGCAUCCUAUAGUUUCAAGGACAAAAACUAUUACAUGGAAUGUGGAUCACUCAAAAUGGUGUUUGUCUUAUGAUACAGCCACUCAUCGGGCUCAGCAUUUAACACCUGAAUCUCCGCCGUUGUCCUUUAAUGCGGAUUCUAAAGUUUAUGACUGGGAUGAACAGUCACUGCAAUAUAAUCCCAAUUUGUUAGAUGAUCCAGAACUUAUCGCUGGGAAGCAUAGGACAUUACUUACAUUUACAUCAUACAUGGCAUCAGUUAUCGAUUAUGUCCGGCCAUCUGACUUGAAAAAGGAAUUGAAUGAUAAAUUUAAAGAGAAGUUUCCACACAUUCAACUCACUUUAAGCAAACUGAGAAGUUUAAAACGAGAAAUGAGAAAAAUUGCAAAAAUGGAAUAUGGUGUUGACCUUUUGACAGUAGCAAUGGCUUACGUAUAUUUUGAGAAACUUAUUCUCCGAAACGUUGUCACCAAACAGACUCGGAAAUUAUGUGCUGGUGCAUGCUUGCUACUUGCAGCAAAAUUGAAUGAUGUUAAGGGUGAUGUUUUGAAAUCACUGAUCGAGAGAAUUGAAAGUGUAUUUAGGCUAAAUCGCAAGGAUUUAAUCACAUCCGAGUUUGCUGUUUUGGUGGCGUUAGAGUUCGGUUUACAUCUUCCAACAUGGGAAAUAUUUCCGCAUUAUCAAAGAUUGAUAUAUGAAUCUUGACCUCCUUUUGCAAUGUUUUGUUUUAGAUAAAUAUAAAAUUUUCUUUGCAAGGUCGACACUUUCAAACUCUUAUGAAAGAGUAUAAUGCCUAAAGUGGUUUUUUUUAAUACGAGAAACGUAUAAAGAAAGAAAUGGAUUUGAAAAUGAGCAGAUACGAUGCAAUUACGAGAAAGAUCAUUAUUUUAUAAUAAGGUGAAAUAUAUCAAUAACAGUUACAAGCAUUUUUAUAAGUAAGGAGUGUACGAAAAAAAAGAUAUCAACAGUUUCUUUAUAUGCGACUUAAGCUCUUGUACUUACCACGAUAAAAUCGUUCAACAAUUUGUAAAUUUGUAACUGACUUUAUUUUCUAUAAUAUUUAUGAUAGUAUUUAAAGUAAUUAUACAAAUAGUAACAAUUGGUAAAUUACAUGUUAUAUUCGUAUAAAAAUAUUACAGACCAGGAUGGAUACCUUUAACAUGUUUUAGGAAAUUAAAUAUGUUUAAAUGUUUCAUUUAUAGUACUUAUUCAAUUAUUAAUUUCAUUUUUAUUUUUUAAAUGUGAUUAUAGAAUUGCAUAUAUAUGUAUAUACAUAGUACUUAUUAUAACCGAUAAUUCUCUUUUAACGAUACAGUGACAUAUACAAAAGUAUAGUGUUAAUUAUACUUAACAGCUUAGAUCAUUUGAAGCAGCUGUUAAGAAAAAGCAGAUAUAAACAUUGAAGGUAAUACUGAUUCUUUAAAUUGUACGUAAAAUAGUCGAAAAGAUCACAUAAAA